This is a messenger RNA of Penicillium maclennaniae, 2310 nucleotides long. RefSeq names its product putative JmjC domain protein. The record is from RefSeq and is a predicted model, not a curated record. The transcript has 3 exons. Lineage: Eukaryota; Fungi; Ascomycota; Eurotiomycetes; Eurotiales; Aspergillaceae. The coding region runs from base 1 to 2310 and encodes 769 amino acids.
AUGCUUCAGAAGGAGCGCGCGGCCUUCAAGCCGUACCCUCCCGACAUUAUUGUCAAUCCGACUGUAGACUCGAUCCCAAAUUUCGAGCAUGUGCGGUCAAUUUCGUGCGAUGACAUUGAUAGAAAUGGACUUGAGCAAUUUUCGCAUCUCUAUGAUUACUGGGUCAUCAAGACUGGGCGGCCGCUCGUGAUUAAAGGAUUCCAAGAUCUGUUGGACAGAAGGUUAUUCUCGUCGGAGUGGCUUCAGAAGAACUACGGAAAGAAGGUGGAGAAUGUUCGGAACUUGGGCAAGGGAGCUAACGUGUGCUUCAGCAUUGGCCAUUACUUGAACAAGUUGCCCGCGCUUGCAGGGAAGAUUACUACGGCUACCUUCGACAACCCGCAGAUCCAAAGGCUGUAUCUGAAAGAUAUUGACUGCCCCGUUGAGUGGCAGAACUCGCUCGAGCAGAUGAUUGUACCUCAGCUCUUUUACUUGAAUGAGUCUCCCAAGUCCUACCUUGGCCCUGGAUCCACGUUCACCGGCCAAUCUGAAUGUCCUCGCACCCAGGAGGGCCAUCUUAUUGCCAAGGCGGGCGACCUGAUGAGCAGCCUUCCGACCGAAAUGCGCGCUGAAAACCUGAUGUGCUAUAUUGGCCAUGAAGGAACCUACACUCCUGCACACCAGGAGAUGUGUGCCAGCCUUGGUCACAAUCUGAUGGUGGAGGCGUCGGGUGAUUCCGUUGAAAAUGGACACGCAACACAGCAAGGCUCAUCGGUUUGGUUCAUGACUGAAACGAAAGAUCGCUAUGCGGUAGCCGAAUAUUGGGCAUCGAUUUUAGGUCAUGAUAUUGACUUGGAGGAUCAUUUUUCUCAGCUCAGGGCAUGGGAACAGGCACCUUUCAGGACCUACCUGGUCGAACAAAAACCCGGUGACCUCGUCCUUGUCCCCCCUUUGGCUGCACAUCAAGUGUGGAACCGUGGCACGCGAACAAUCAAGGUUGCGUGGAACAGGACAACGGUAGAUACGUUGGAAUAUGCUUUAGGCGAAGCGUUGCCCAAAGCGCGAGUUGUCUGUCGAGACGAACAGUAUAAAAACAAGGCAAUUUACUCAAGUCUGCUACGGCAUGCCACCAGGAUGGAUCAUCCCGAAGUUCAAGGUCUGUGGUCGGACUUCAGACGACUUUAUAAGCUGUACACCGACAUCAUGUUGUCGGAGAGCUUUUCGAAAUCGCCGCCCCCACAGGAUCAAAUCGAAUUCGCCAAGUUUGACGGCAAUGUGACAUGCUCAUAUUGUCGCUGUAAUAUCUUCAAUCGGUUCCUCACGUGUCCAUGGUGCAAAUCGAAUGAAGAAGACGCUUACGACGUCUGUAUGGAAUGCUACGUCAUGGGCCGGAGCUGUGGUUGUAUCUCGAAACUUAAAUGGGUGGAACAAUUCCCUUGGAAGGACCUUGUUGGGCGACACGACGCGUGGCGUCGUCAAAUUGUGUCCAACGAGGCGUUCGUCAGCGGUGACGACAUCAAAAUAGCCAAGUCGCGAUUCCCUACGCUCAUAGUGGUUCGGGGACGACUAGGCCGGAAACCCAUCGCAGAGAUCUGCCAGGAGCAAUUGCUUUUGCGACCAUUCACAGAUUUCAGGAACGGCCGGUCACAAGAGGACGAUCAGAAGGAAGCGACACCCUCUGAUUCCGAAGAUCGUGAUUAUGGGCACACACGAAAGCGCCGAAAAGUCCAGCGUCCCAAACGCAAGGUUGGGCAAACCCGCGGCCUGUGCCACCAUUGCCACGAAAGUGAGCCACCAUGGAAACUGGCAACUUGUUCAGCGUGCUACACGCAGUAUUGCUUUGGUAGCUUAUUUCGUGCCUUCAACAUCUCGCCGCAGGACGCGUUGGAGAGGCCCCGCUGGGUAUGCCCUAAGUGCUUGAAAACCUGCAACUGCUCGGUGUGCCGAAUUGACUUUACGAUGGUACCAUACGAGCCCGUACGCUCAUUUGUGGGCCACGAUACUAGGAAGGUCGCCGAUCCACGCAGCACGGAUUCUCUGAUCAAUAUGAAAUUGAACAAUGCCCACUGGGUCACUAUGUUCGGUUCAGAUAUCGAGCAACGCCUGAUCAAAGGUCAAAUCGAAGAGAAUCUCAAACGCUCAGAGGUUAUGAACAGGUCUCAACCCCCGGACCCCCCGCAGCAAUCGAGAUCGAAUGGCAACGGCGCAAUGCCAUACCGUGACUUUCUGGAACCUCAUCAUGACGACCCCGACGAUACCCCCGUGGACCCUGCGCUUUUCGAGGCUAGUAAUAGAUUCAUGAGCACAUUGCAGGAUAAAACGGCAAACUGA